Messenger RNA from Gorilla gorilla gorilla (western lowland gorilla), 2484 nucleotides. It is a transcript of the gene CA3, whose product is annotated as carbonic anhydrase 3. Gene Ontology annotation, molecular function: carbonate dehydratase activity; zinc ion binding. The record is from RefSeq and is a predicted model, not a curated record. NCBI's taxonomy places the organism in Eukaryota, Metazoa, Chordata, Mammalia, Primates, Hominidae. The coding region runs from base 816 to 1598 and encodes 260 amino acids. The transcript is spliced from 7 exons. Gene Ontology annotation, cellular component: cytosol; cytoplasm.
GAGAUCCAGCCCUCGGUUUCCUGCAAACCAAAAGGAUCCGCUAGGUUGGGAAAUGCCGCCUGGUGCGAUUCCAGAGAGGGCCAUCUCUUUAAGGAUAACGGACUUGGAGGGCCUCUUCACCCUCUCACCCUGCUCCGGACUCUUUCUUCCCAUCCUUUGCUCCUAGGAUUUUACAUGUUGCCUGCAAAGGGAGUCAAACUUAGGGGGCAGGCAAACAAACGAGUUCUUUCCAGCCUCUGUAACCGGAUCGCUAGAGCGAAAUAAACUCGCACAAGUGUCCAGAGAUCGUAGCCAGACCGCCAGCCUGCGCUUGACGCAACUUUUAAGUGAGGCUGCAAGAGCCGCCGGGAUGUAGAUUUUAGUUCGUGGCCAAGCACAACUACGACACCCUGUCCCUGCCCCCACCCCAUCCCCAAGAAUGCAUGGAGGAAGGAGAGAGGACGAGGUGAGGGCCGCCUGCAUUUCUGCACGUCGGCGCCGGUUAGAAAGCCCUGCAGUUUUGAGAGAGAAGAAGAGGAGAUGGAGGGGCCAGGAGCCACGACUCCCGGGAGAGCGCAGGGAGGGGCGUGGGUGCCCCUUCGCCCACCUCCGCCCCCGUCACCUCGACAGCUGUCCGGCUCUUGGAAUUCAUUGGCUUCCUCUACCCGGCCUCCCAAAUACCACCCCAAUCUAGUUUAGCCCCCCGCCCCACCCUCGCUGACCUAAUAAGGCCAUGCAGUGUGCGGGGGAGCUACAUAAAAGCGCGGGCUCGCGGAGACUCUGCACCACGCAGGGGAAGAGAAAGCAGGAGCCGUCCAGCACGGAGGAAGGCGACCAUGGCCAAGGAGUGGGGCUACGCCAGUCACAACGGUCCUGACCACUGGCAUGAACUUUUCCCAAAUGCCAAAGGGGAAAACCAGUCGCCCGUUGAGCUGCAUACUAAAGACAUCAGGCAUGACCCUUCUCUGCAGCCAUGGUCUGUGUCUUAUGAUGGCGGCUCUGCCAAGACCAUCCUGAAUAAUGGGAAGACCUGCCGAGUUGUAUUUGAUGAUACUUAUGAUAGGUCAAUGCUGAGAGGGGGUCCUCUCCCUGGACCCUACCGACUUCGCCAGUUUCAUCUUCACUGGGGCUCUUCGGAUGAUCACGGCUCUGAGCACACCGUGGAUGGAGUCAAGUACGCAGCGGAGCUUCAUUUGGUUCACUGGAACCCGAAGUAUAACACUUUUAAAGAAGCCCUGAAGCAGCGCGAUGGGAUCGCUGUGAUUGGCAUUUUUCUGAAGAUAGGACGUGAGAAUGGUGAGUUCCAGAUUUUCCUUGAUGCAUUGGACAAGAUUAAGACAAAGGGCAAGGAAGCGCCCUUCACAAAGUUUGACCCAUCCUGCCUGUUCCCGGCAUGCCGGGACUACUGGACCUACCAGGGCUCAUUCACCACGCCGCCUUGCGAGGAAUGCAUUGUGUGGCUGCUGCUGAAGGAGCCCAUGACUGUGAGCUCUGACCAGAUGGCCAAGCUACGGAGCCUGCUCUCCAGUGCUGAGAACGAGCCCCCAGUGCCUCUUGUGAGCAACUGGCGACCUCCACAGCCUAUCAAUAACAGGGUGGUGAGAGCUUCCUUCAAAUGAGGCUGCUGGAUCUUGCCCUCUUCAGGAAAGGAAACUGCCAUUGGAGAGCUUGGUUCCUUGCCUCCUUCUGGUGCUCCUUACUCCAAGUCUAUUUCAUUUUUCCACACUGAGCAAUGAAUGUGAGAGAUGUGGUCACCAAGAUCUAAGUUACUUGUUGAAAGAAAGUUACUUUCGACAAGAUCUAAUAUGAAAGCAUAGAUUUCACAUUUGACCUCUGUAAUAAUCAUCUUUCCUAUAAAAGUAGCAUUUUUAGUAAAGUUUCAAAGAAGAGGAAACAGAGAUGGAAGAGUAAAGAUAUUUUUAAAAUGGCUAGCUAUUGGGCACCAGUUUUUCUGUUAUCUAAAAUUUCACAGAACUUCAUUGUUUUUAUUUUUAUAUUAUGAGUUGUCCAUCUUAAAGAAAUAUGAGUAAUUCUACGUGUAGUAGAGGUGUAUGAAGAUCAUAUAACAAUUAAACAUAAGCCAGAAAUUAAAAUGACUAUGGACAGCAAGAAUUGAGCUAAUAAUAUGUUUUAACUCUUAACACCAGCAAGAAGUCAGUCAUUUAUUGAAGUUUUAGCUACUAAGAUUACUUGGUUUUGAUUACCAGUGAAAAGAAAACACAAUACAAUCAGGAGUUUUCAAAUUUUUGAUUCAGUAUUUGAAUUUCUUCUUCAUAAAUGUAGUUGAAUUUAUCCUAGUAUUUUUCUUUACCUGAAGGAGGGCCAUUUAUUUUUAAUUUCACUACAUUUUUCUUUGCAUGAUUAUUAAAAUAAAAACUGCCUCUGUUGUGUUUCUCACUGGAGGCUGGAAUGAAUGAUCACUAGAACACAAAAGAGUGAAUGAUGACACUUGAAGUCAAAGCAGUUGUACUGAUCACCAGAACCAAUAAAGACAUGAAUGGAAAA